AUGGCCCAUCUCUACCCACACCUCCGUCUGCACCAGGUGUUUGGAGCUAACACCGAUGUCGGCAAGACCAUCUUCACCACCGCCCUCUGCUUAGCCUCUUCCGCCCUGCCACUCUCCUCCAGCAAGGGAGAUGCGCCACCACGGGAUGUGUUCUCCGCACAAGGUCAGGGCGAGCAAGUGCACUACCUGAAGCCGGUUUCAACUGGGGCGCUGGAUGAUUCGGACGACGCGCACGUGUCGAGGUAUGCGGAGCGGGUCAAGUAUAGAACGCUGUACAGGUUUAGUGAGCCGGUGAGUCCGCAUCUGGCGGUGGAGUUGGAGAGGAGGGCGAAGAGGGCGGAGAAGGAGGUGGGCGAGGGAGCGGGUGCGCCGAGCGAGGAGGAUUUCGUCAGGGAUGUAGGGGAUUGGAUCCAUGCUGCUGCACGAGCAGAAGAGGGAAAAGCGGGAGUGGCGUAUGUGGAGACGGCGGGUGGGGUUCAUUCCCCCGGACCUUCAGGGCUGUCGCAAUCGCAUCUGUUGAGACCGUUGAGGCUGCCGACAAUCCUCAUCGGGUCGGCAGAGUUGGGCGGGAUCAGCACGACGAGGUCUGCGUUCGAGUCGCUGUUGGUCGCGGGGUACGAUGUGGAUGCCGUGCUGCUGUUCCCUAGUCCAAGGUAUGGGAACGUAGAGUACCUGACAAAGUUCUUCGCCGAGGAGCAUGGCAUCCCGGUGUUUGGCUUGGGAGGAGUUAGAGAGGACGGUGAAUACGGCCCGCCUCCCGUCAAAAACGCGGACAGCGCAGCGGACAAACUCGCCAUGACCCACUUCUACCGCACCCUCGUCCACGGCCACCCCUCACCCCCCACACCCGAACACACCCCCGGAGGCCUCUACAAUGUCAUCCGCCACCUCCGCUCCCAGCACACCUCGCGCAUCGCCUCCCUUUCCACCUACGCCCAACGCACCCGCGACACCUGCUGGUGGCCCUUCACCCAACACCAACUCACUCGCACCAACCAUGACGUGAACGUCAUCGACAGCGCCCACGGCGACUUUUUCAGCAUGCUCGAUCAACGUCCGGGCGAGGAGAAGAGUUUGCUCCAACCGGUGUUGGAUGGGAGUGCGAGCUGGUGGACGCAGUGUCUGGGACAUGCACCGCAGAGGUUGGUGAUGGCGGCGGCCAAGGCGGGCGGUAGGUAUGGACAUGUCUUGUUCCCGAACGGUACGCACGAGCCUGCGCUGCUGCUGUCGGAGUUGCUCACAGGGAAGAAUUUGAAGGAAAAGCCGUCGCUGGAGACGAAUCCGGGGUAUGGAUGGGCCGACAGGGUGUUCUUCUCGGACGACGGAAGUACGGGAAUGGAGGUGGCCCUCAAGAUGGCGGUGCAAGCAUCGAUCCAACGAUACUCCACGCAGGUGGCUUCGUCCGAAAAGGCUGCGCAGAAGGCCAAGCCGGGUCAACAGGCUGGAUAUCGAGCGGGCAAACCGAAACAGGAGUGGGAAGUGCUGGGUCUCAAGGGAAGCUACCACGGAGACACGAUCGGUGCGAUGGAUGCGUGCGAACCGUCGGUGUACAGCGAGGCGGUGCAUUGGUACCGCGGAAGAGGGUUUUGGUUCGAUGCUCCGACGGUGGAAGUGCGCGCUGGUGGCAAAGUCGCUGUCAGUCUGGCCGUGGAAGAUAAAGAUUUGGCCGACAGGAUGCGUCAACGACACCUGCCGAAGCACCUCUCCACAUCCAGCAGCAGCGACAAGUUGAUCUUCGAAAACUCGUAUGCCAACAUGCAAGAAGUGUACGACGUCGACGCACGACUACGCAACAACGACCCGCUCGUCGAGUUCUACCGAUCUUCGAUCCGCGAUCAACUGGAACAGCUCACGGUGCAGCAGCAGCGCAGGUUCGGAGCACUGGUGCUGGAGCCGCUGGUGAUGGGUGCGGGUGGGAUGAUCUUUGUCGACCCACUCUUCCAACGCGUUCUCAUCGAUACAUGUCGUCAGAGCGAGGAUCUCUUCUCGCUCUCCGACGCGCCGCUGACUCCUCCACCGACCGCGAACCCCACCACCCGCAACAGGGCGGAAGGAGACUGGCAAGGCAUCCCCGUGAUCUUCGACGAAGUGUUCGCCGGUCUCUACCGUCUCGGCGUCUGCACACCAGCAACGACCCUCGGUGUGACGCCCGACAUCUCGGUCCUCGCCAAGAUCCUGACGGGUGGAAUGGUACCCAUGUCGGUCACCCUGGCGUCCAGCUCGAUCUUCAAGGUGUUCAACCAGAGCGAUAGCAAAGUCGACGCUCUUCUGCACGGACACAGCUACACGGCCCAUCCCAUCGGCUGCGCUGUUGCGCUCGAGACGCUCAAAGCGAUCUCCGAGCUGAAGCAAGGCCAGGACUGGCAGAGAUGUCGAUCCGACUGGUCCUCCACCCUAAACGGAGUAUGGUCUUUCUGGAGCAAAUCCGCGGUGGCGAAAUUGGCGGAACUGCCCAACGUAGAUCACGCGAUUGCCAUGGGCUGCGUUCUCAAGGUCGCAUUGAAGGACGGGAGUGGAGCAGGUGGGUAUACGAGCACGGCGUCGGUGGAGUUGGUGAAGAAGUUGAGGUUUGGAGAGAACGCGACGCAGGGACAUCCGAGCAUUCCGGUGAAGGGUCAGGAGGAGGGCAAGUUGCCGUACAACGUGCACGCUAGGCCGUUGGGGAACGUGAUCUAUCUCAUGUCGUCGUUGAACUCGCCGGAGAAGGUGUUGCGCUCGGCGGAGGAGAUGCUGCUCAAGGCGAUUGGAGAGGAAGCGGAGUUGUAG
Molecule: messenger RNA, 2766 nt
Organism: Pseudozyma hubeiensis SY62
Lineage: Eukaryota; Fungi; Basidiomycota; Ustilaginomycetes; Ustilaginales; Ustilaginaceae
Exons: 1
Coding region: 1-2766 (921 amino acids)
Biological process (GO): biotin biosynthetic process
Cellular component (GO): mitochondrion
Molecular function (GO): S-adenosyl-L-methionine:8-amino-7-oxononanoate transaminase activity; dethiobiotin synthase activity; pyridoxal phosphate binding
Source: RefSeq, a predicted model, not a curated record